Clonostachys byssicola is the source of this 1341-nucleotide messenger RNA. The record is from the annotation of a GenBank genome assembly. NCBI's taxonomy places the organism in Eukaryota, Fungi, Ascomycota, Sordariomycetes, Hypocreales, Bionectriaceae.
AUGUUCAAUAACGAUGAGCAAGCCCCUCCACCAUACGACUUCAUAGACAAGGCCAUCACACCCCCAGGAAACCCAUUGACAGAAUCUCACCAACAUCAGCGUACAUCGAAAAAUGUAGCCAGUGUCUCGCCAACUCUCGCAGCUCCGAACAACCCCAUCCUCCUCGCUCGUCUCUUUGGUAAAGGCUCAAGCACAAAACUAAUAGUUUCCACUCGAACUUCAUUGGAGGCGUACAAUGCCAUAGAUGGCUCGCAUCUCUGGCAAAUGCAUGGCCGUGACUCUUCAGUUAUGAGCGAUGGCAUCCCCACACAAUUUACAGGCAAAAUCAGCUCCUCAUAUGACGGGAACCUGGUCAGUGCCUUGGUCGACGAUGACGCGGAGAAUCCCAAGUUCAUCAUCAUUGACGGAAAUACAGGCGGCCUGGUACACCGAUUCAAACUACACAGUGACUGCGGCGACUUCUCAUGCCUGUCCUAUAUGAAGUCUAUGUUUGGGGCAUUCUACUGGACGGAGAAUGAGGCGAGCUGUAUCAUCGCACAGCCUAUUAGACCGGUUGAAGGGGCGGAACCCAGUUCGUUUUGGGCCGAAAAGGUUCCCGCGGGCCGCUGUGUCACCAUGGCAUUCGCGCCUGAUGAGAGACACAUCAUCGUUUGCCAGGGACCCGACGUCCUCCCAGCUAGUGGUACUGGUGAUGUUAAUACGCGGAGGCACGGGCAGAUGGGCAAGAAAUCCGAGAAGAGGCACACCAACCCGGGGAAAGAGAGGGCCGCAAGCAGGAGUUCUAAAAACACCGACUUCACGAUUAGCAUCUGCGUCUACAACUUUGCCAGGGGGGAGUGUGUCCGCCGGAUAACCUUCCCUGGCAAAUCUCCAGGCUUCAUGGGCCCAUUCGACGUUUUCCGACCACCUGCAUUCACGCCGCAGUUUCACUUCCCCAAUCAGUAUAACUGGCUGGUCUCGUUCCCCGACUAUGGCUCCGUUAGCGGUGCCAAUAUCCGGAUUGUUGAUGCCAGUACAGGAGAAACGAUGACGAGUAUCGUUGCCAAACAGAGUAUGGCCGGUAAGAUGCGGGCGGGACUCAGGUGGUCGCUUCUGGGGCUCGAUAGUCAGACAGGUAUAUGGACAAAGCUAGAGGAGAAGCCUACUGUGCUGACAACCUCGUGCAAAACACUCAUCAUCACCAAGUGGCAGGAGGGUUUUACGGGAGCCGGUCCGGUAACAGAAACCUUGACGGUCGGGUCGGGUGACAGUUGGAGUUUGUCUCCGGAUGGCACCUACUUGGCAAUCCAACGGGCUGGUGGUGUUGUGAUUGAUAUUAUAGCCUUGAGAAGGUGCAUUUGA